This is a messenger RNA of Pichia membranifaciens NRRL Y-2026, 1182 nucleotides long. RefSeq lists its product as hypothetical. Lineage: Eukaryota; Fungi; Ascomycota; Pichiomycetes; Pichiales; Pichiaceae. The record is from RefSeq and is a predicted model, not a curated record. The transcript has 2 exons. The coding region runs from base 197 to 1015 and encodes 272 amino acids.
GGCACUUUCAAAAGCAUACCCGAUACACUGCGUUCCACAGCCAGCAGCAGCCGCCGCAGUCUGGUGACCUUUGUUACACCCGUUUACAAUCGCUUGUCUUCUGCCUGCAUUUCUGGUUUACCCAAUUGGACCCUUACCCCACUUUCAACGGGAGCAAAGAGUGCAAGAAAAGCAAAAAAAUAGCAAAACAAUAACAAUGGACUUCUCGUUGUCCUCUACAACAACAGUGUCGUUCGACGUCUCAACCAAGCAGUUAUCACAUUACACUUCGGCCACUCCCGAAUCUCUUUUAACAGGCUAUAGCGAUCCAUUGGACCUAUCGGAAAGCCCUUUGCUAUUCAGCUCGAGCUACGUCCCCAACUCCCCUCUUCCGUCCGCCAGCUCUCCCUCGGUGGCAGACUUGCACUACUCGCACAACAUCUCCAUCAGCAGCAACAGCUGCAUCUGCACUGGCGACGACAGCUGCAACACUGCAUGUGACAGACGCCACUAUUGCUACAAUAGAUACAGACAGGAUUGCCCGGAGAGCUCCACUCCACAUCGAAUGAAGAACAAGCAGCACACAGAGAAUAUGGACAGCCACAUGGCAUAUACCCAUUUUGAGACUUCUCCAAAACAGCACUUCAACUAUGACAAAAGUUGCUUUGCCAAGGUUUUCUCAGAUCAGUUGGUCUCCACCCCAAAACCUUCAUUGUUGCAAGCGGAGUACCAGAUGCAUCAACUGCAAGAUCACGGCAAGCUACUAUCACCCUCUACCUUGGAUGAUACAACAGAUUUGAACCUCUCUGUGACUGAAGGCGCCAUUACAGGAUACGGCGCGUUCCUAGAACUUGAUUUAAAUACAGACCUUGAACCAAGUAGUGAAUUUGAAGAGAGCCAACUACCACAGGAGCUACAGGUCUUCCAACAACAGGACCCACAUCAUCCUUAUCAACAGCAACAGCAACAGCAACAGCAACACAUCAGCAUCAGCAACAACAGAGUCCUCACUUUAUACCCACCCAAAAGAGUUUAGAUGCCGUUGCAAGCUCGAGGGCCAGACUUGAGCUUGCACAAAGUCACAACAGCCAUUCUCUCGUUUCGGAGUAUACCAAUAUUUCAAAUGACACAUCAGACUUGACCAAUAUGCUAAUGCAUAAUGACAGUUUGGAUACAGAUAACGUGCUAGUAACUACUGUGGUG